CCCAGCGGUGAGCUCUUGCAACUAUCAAGUUUGUGGAUGUGUUAUCACAUUUCUAACCAUUGUCAAGUCCACCAGACUGCCGGCGAUUGAGUAAGGGACUGAACUCUGCAGUGUGGUUGUUAACCGUUAUUCUAUCAUCAUGCCGAUGUGUGUGUUGUACACCAAUCUGAAGGAUACUGACAUCCCCCCACAACUGGAGACCAGACUCGCAGAGCUGAUUGCUAAAGUCCUGGACAGACCCAUGGAGUGGCUCAACGUGGUGAUCCUGCCUGGACUGCGUCAGUUCCGCCUGCACAACACCGACCCUGCCUGCUUCCUCCAGAUCACCUGCAUCGACGCUUUCGACAAGGACAGUAACCCGACCUACACACCACCCAUACUGGACUUCCUGAAGACCAACCUCAAGCUUCAAGCUGAAAGAAUACUCAUCCAGUAUCUACGGGCAGAAAAACACCAGUUUAAUGUAUAGUCCAGGAUGACAACGUUGCUUAGGGCGUUACAUUCUGGACUAGGCUCUGCCAACAGCAAUACUCGGAUACCAUUGUUUCAUCGAUGGCCUAUCAAUCAGACAUAUCAACUGGUAUAGCACCAGUGACAUUUACUACUCCUACUACUACUAUUUACAACAAACUACUACGUAUUUAAGCAGUCUUUCUUUCGUACUUUCCUUGGACACUAACUGGUGUUUAUAUUUCCUAGACGAAUUUGUCUGGUUUUCUGUGUCGUUUGCUUUGCGCUCUGUAAUAGACUUACGUAGGAAUUGUACAAAACCUGUGUACUUGUUACAUAGCAAUUUGUUUAACAGAGUCGUAUGUUCUUCGUUGGCGUAGUGCAAACAAAACUAGUGAAACUCAUAUAAUCCUGCCCCUGAAGCGAGCAAAAACAGAAGACAAGAACAUGAAUGCUCAACUCUUGGAAACAAACUUAUAUUACAGGGGUGUUAUUGCUAGGCUCGUGCAAGUGUAAAUUUAAAAGUAACUGAAAUUACUUGUCACAAUAAUAGCUAGGAAUGGUAUUUUUCCGGCCUGCUACAUCAUUGAAUCAAUUACGUUAUCAAAACGUGCUUGGGGGUUUGUUAUUCUAAAACAAAUUAUGAGAUCAUCUCGCUCGAUGGUCACGAGGUACAAAUGAUAUUACACAUAUGAUAAUCCUUAACAACAUAAAUAUUUGUUUGGCAAUGUCAUUCAGUAGCGUUUGUUACAAAACUUAAAAUACUCCAACAUUCAUUUUAUCUUGAUGCCUGUCGAGUCUUUUACGACGUACUGGACCAGGACAACUGUUAUGUUAGUGCGGCGUAAAAUAACAUUCGUUCACUUGAGUGUUGUGUUGUAGGACUGUAACGAUGCUUCGAACUAUGGAUUACAAUUGUUGAGUCUCAGAUAGCAAUUAAUCGAUGGUAGAAACGAAAACUAUCGAUAGUAUGAGUGACUAUCGACAGUUUAGUAAUUUGCACAGUGCAAAAUACAGGAAGUACUAGAUUCGUUCACUUUGAAUUAGAGUUAUCCGCCCCUGUUACAUCUUAAACACACUUGAUCUGCGUUUCAGGUUUCAUGUGAGUUAUUAAAAGAGACUGAAACUAC
Molecule: messenger RNA, 1580 nt
Organism: Haliotis rubra (blacklip abalone)
Lineage: Eukaryota; Metazoa; Mollusca; Gastropoda; Lepetellida; Haliotidae
Exons: 4
Coding region: 140-469 (109 amino acids)
Molecular function (GO): phenylpyruvate tautomerase activity
Source: RefSeq, a predicted model, not a curated record